Spinacia oleracea (spinach) is the source of this 2405-nucleotide messenger RNA. RefSeq names its product cationic amino acid transporter 9, chloroplastic. Gene Ontology annotation, biological process: transmembrane transport; amino acid transport. The transcript has 8 exons. The coding region runs from base 357 to 2075 and encodes 572 amino acids. The record is from RefSeq and is a predicted model, not a curated record. Gene Ontology annotation, molecular function: amino acid transmembrane transporter activity. Gene Ontology annotation, cellular component: membrane. Lineage: Eukaryota; Viridiplantae; Streptophyta; Magnoliopsida; Caryophyllales; Amaranthaceae.
AUCCCCUCGACCAAACAAAGCCUUAGAAAUCGCUAGUGGCAGUAGUUACCGACUUACCAUCAAUAAUUGAAACCAAAGUUUAGAAAAUCUUCCCAGUUUGAUUGGGUGUUUCAUAGCCACAUUGAUUGGAUUAGUGUCCAGAUUCAACAAACUUCAUCAUCUUUCUUAAUCCAAUCUCUAAUUCCGCAAUUGCCCAAUGAUCCCAUUAAUCAACUCCUAAAUCAACCAAUCCCCAAUUUCUCUCUCCUUAUUUUCAGUAUGCAAUUCGCGCAAUUUUCAAACUCCUACUAGUUCAUUUCAGCCGCCUUUAAAGUAAAAUUCCCAGAAACUUUUUGGGUAUUGAUUUAACAACAUUGAUGGAUUUUGGUAGGGAGAAGAAGAGCAAUGGCGCUUCAUCAUCCUCUUCCUCCAAUUGGUUUUCGCAUUUCUGGGAAUCAGCUCGCCGGAGUAAACCCCUCGCGCCAAAUUCUUCCGACGUGCAUACAAAUUCCGGCGACGGUCUUGUUCGACGGUUGGGAUUAUUGGAGCUCGUUCUAAUUGGGGUUGGUGCUUCGAUUGGCGCCGGAAUUUUCGUUGUUACUGGCACUGUUGCUCGUGAUGUUGGUCCAGCGGUGACACUGUGCUUCAUACUUGCUGGAGCAUCUUGUAUACUCAAUGCACUCUGUUAUGCUGAACUAUCUUCUCGUUUCCCUGCUGUUGUUGGAGGAGCAUAUCUGUAUACAUACUCCGCUUUCAACGAGCUCACUGCUUUCUUGGUGUUUGCACAACUGAUGCUCGACUACCACAUUGGGGCAGCUAGUAUUGCAAGGAGCUUGGCCAGCUAUGCUGUUGCUUUACUAGAACUGUUUCCCUCUAUCAAGGGAAAUAUUCCAAGCUGGAUAGGACAUGGUACUGAUGAUUUCUUAGGAGUUUUCUCGUUCAAUGCGUUAGCUCCUAUUCUCUUGUUCAUCCUUACAUUAGUUUUAUGUCGUGGUGUUGGAGAAUCUUCAAUCGUGAACUCAUUCAUGACUGUCACAAAGGUAGUCAUUGUGAUUGUUGUCAUUGUUUCUGGGGCUUUUAAGGUUGAUGUGUCGAAUUGGUCUCCUUUUGCUCCUAAUGGUUAUGGUGCAGUUUUAACUGGAGCAACUGUAGUAUUUUUUGCUUAUGUUGGAUUUGAUGCUGUUGCCAAUUCUGCUGAAGAAUCGAAAAACCCACAGAGGGAUUUGCCAUUGGGCAUUAUUGGAAGCCUUCUCAUCUGCAUAGGGUUAUAUAUUGGUGUUUGCUUGGUGAUCACUGGAAUGGUUCCUUACGAUCUUCUUGGUGAAGAUGCUCCAUUGGCCUCAGCGUUCACAUCCAAAGGCCUGAAAUUUGUCUCUGUUCUGAUCAGUAUUGGUGCUGUUGCUGGCCUAACAACUACUCUUCUGGUCGGACUCUAUGUUCAGUCUCGGUUAUACCUUGGCCUUGGAAGGGAUGGCUUAUUACCUAAAUUAUUUGCUAAAGUACAUCCAAAGCGGCACACUCCAGUUAAUUCUCAAAUCUGGGUAGGUCUUGUUGCUUCUGUCAUGGCAGGACUACUCAACGUGCACGUGCUUUCUCACAUUCUUUCAGUUGGGACAUUGACAGGCUAUUCUGUUGUGGCAGCCUGUGUUUUAUCUCUCCGGUUUGAAGAAAAAUCUCCUAGUCAAGCAUCAACCAGUCGGUUCUCUAAAUGGGCUGAAGGCGUAAUUUAUCUGGUUGUGUUGGCUUGCUGUGGAUUUGGAGCUGGAUUAACGUAUCGUUUUGGUGCUUCAUACUUCUUCUUGAUCAUACCAUUGGUCAUAGCUCUAGCUGCUUUAGUGGCUCUUUAUGUCCGUCAAGUAUAUUCAAAUCCUCCAGGGUUUUCCUGUCCAGCAGUCCCCUUCUUGCCAGCUCUCUGCAUUUUUUUCAAUAUGUUCUUGUUCGCUCAGCUGCAUUAUGAAGCAUGGGUGAGAUUUUUGGUUGUUAGUCUCAUUACACUUGGCAUAUACGCUUUCUAUGGGCAGUUUCAUGCAAAACCAAUUUCAGAUGAAACAAUUGUCUACCAUAGGACAUCUCCUGAAAGUCCACAUUCAAAGUAAAUUUUGUGAAGGCACAUAUACAUGAAUCAUGAUAGAGUAUAUCGUAUUCUUUUUGCGAUCAGAUACUGGUGUAUGCUAACCGGAGAAUUACCUGUUGAUUGGUCAGAGAGACAGAGGCUAUGCAGCAUUUAUUUCAGUAAUUUUGCUUGAAUUUUGUGAUAUUGAUGAACUAUUGUAUUAAAUGCCUGUACAUGCCCUUGUAAUUAACGAUUUCUCACGAGGUAUUUGUUUGACUCAAAGCUUCGAGAUCCCAGGCUGUUGCACAACUUAGUCCGAUAAAUCUUUGUUCCAAACAACAUCUUCUAAUAUUGUUCUCUCGUGCUCAUUCUC